UUUGAUUUUCUUUUUCAAAUAAUUCUCGCUGUGUUUCCUCUGUUUUUCCUGCUUUCUUCUUCCUUUCUGAUAUUCUGUCUUCUGGUUUUUACCUUGCAUUUGUGAAAUAAGAGAUAGAAAACAAAAGUUUUUGUUUUUAUUUAUUUAUUUUUUUCUGUUUGUGUUUGUGUUUGCUUUUGUUUUUCUUGAUUCAAGCAUUUCACUCUAUGAUUUUUUUUUUUGGUGUCUAAUAUCAUAGAUUUAUCUGAAAAUUAAAAACUCUAGCAAUAAUCAAGUUGUAAGUUAUGGCGAUCUUUAAAUCGGGUCAAACACUCUUUGUUUUACUUUGCUUUGGCAAAGUAUUAUCGGUCUUCUGAGCAGAGUAGCAAUAAAGAUAAAAAAUCAUUUCUGAUUUCUGUGUUUCGUUUUGUUUCAAGAACAAUGGGGGAAGCAAGUGAAAACAGAAAGAAAAGUAGAGAAAUGCACAAUCUUUCAUUACAGUUGGAGAAGUAUCCAAGAGAUCUGUUGCAGAAAUUUAUGUCAACCAGUGACACUCAACAAUCGCAAGACCUUACACCAACUUCUCAUAAGGAAGAAAAAGUUGGAGAAAUCGAGCUAAAUCUCGGGCUAUCACUUGGUGGACGAUUUGGGGUUGACAAAAAUGCCAAGAAAAAGCUAAUUCGAUCCUCAUCUAUAGCAGGCUCAAUACCGAUAUCUAGGGAGCUUGAUAUCGCAACAACACCUACAGCAGCUUCAACUACAACGAUGACUGCACAAUCUGUAAUGUAUCCUGCACUUAUAAGAACCUCUUCGUUGCCCACGGAGACGGAAGAGGAGUGGAGGAAGAGAAAGGAGCUGCAGACUUUGAGAAGAAUGGAAGCAAAGAGGAGGAGAAACGAAAAGCAAAGGAAUUCUAGUUCAAAUGCUAGUGGAAAUUCAAAAGUGGAUAGAAUGGAGCUAAAUUUGGAGGAAGAGAAGCAAGCUUUGACAGCAAAUAGGGCGGUGGGGUCGGCUUUUGGGAUGCAAAGCUGGGCCACUGCGGCCAGGCAAGCCUUGCUUACGGGUGGAGUAAAAGGCGGCGGUGGGUUCUUGCAGGGGUUGGUGCAGCCUAGUUCACAAGGCUCUGUGGAGUCUCAAGGUGGGAGUUCAUCUGGUAUGUCUGAAUUGGAGAGUAAACCUAUUAAAGGAUCAAGUAGUGGUGGAGAGAUGAGAAGCCCUGCUAGUACCCGAUCCUGGCAAGAUCGAAGCAGUCAAGAGAUUGUAGGUUCUUCAGGGACAAAGACAAAUGAAAAUGCAGGGAGAACUUCCAUGAUAGAGAUGGAGAAUCUAUCCAAGAAACUUGAAUCUGCAACUAGUGGGAUGAAUGCCUAUGAAGAUAUGCCUGCUGUCUUCACCAAAGGGUCUGGUCCCAAUGGAAGAAGGAUAGAUGGCAUUCUAUACAAGUAUGGAAAGGGAGAGGAAGUGAGAAUAAUGUGUGUAUGCCAUGGCAGUUUUCUAUCACCAGCCGAGUUUGUUAAGCAUGCAGGCGGUGGUGAUGUCGAUCACCCACUUAGGCAUAUUGUGAUAAAUCCUUCCCCUAUCCCCUUGUCAUGACUUCCGUCCAAGCUGCCCCUUAGAAAUUAGUCUUUCCAUUUGAUUUUUCAAGUUCUAGAUAGGGAACAUAAUAUAAUAUUAACUGUUUCUGAUGCUAUGAGUGAGUUCUAAUGCAUCUCUUUAAGAGGCUUUUCUGCUAAUCUUUGUCUAAAAGACUGAAUUAGGCAAAUGAAUAGAAGCAAAACCAUGUAAAAAUUUGCUAGAUUGCAUUUAUCUAUAGCUAAGGUCUCUCCUCCAA
This is a messenger RNA of Mangifera indica (mango), 1810 nucleotides long. Its product is annotated as ninja-family protein AFP1-like. NCBI's taxonomy places the organism in Eukaryota, Viridiplantae, Streptophyta, Magnoliopsida, Sapindales, Anacardiaceae. The transcript has 2 exons. Bases 421 to 1572 code for a protein of 383 amino acids. The record is from RefSeq and is a predicted model, not a curated record. Gene Ontology annotation, cellular component: nucleus. Gene Ontology annotation, biological process: response to abscisic acid; negative regulation of DNA-templated transcription; signal transduction.